UCUUUCCUCAUAUACCCCUUACUUUCUCACAAAGUGGUCCCACCUUGGGUAAAUUUUCUUCAAACGGUUACUCACCCACCCUUCUCUCAAUGUGCUCAUGUGCUCCACUUCCACCAUCUGCCACUAUGUCCACGUCAUUAUUCAUUAUAAUAUGCUUUGACUGUGACCUAAUUAUAUACCUUCACAGAAGUUGCACAAAAUGAAGAAUGAAUGGGGGGCAGGAUUCAUCACCAGAGAGAGGUUUGAUAAUUUUAUUUAGACUGUAUUCUUUAGUGAUAGGGAUUUUUUUGGCGUAUUUUGUUGCUUAGAAAUUCUUCAACAACCCUCAAGUAAGAGGUUAUAGUAAAUGGUUGCUUGAAAUUAUAGACAUGGUAUUUUGAGAUAGUUAAUUUUGACUUUGAGAAAAGCAGAUGUUUGAUAGAUAUGAGAUAUUGACUAACCUUUAAACAACUGAGGAAUGGGUUGGUCAAAUACAUUUUUGAUUUCUAAUUUUCUUUUCUUCAUGUUGCGAUAUGUAGUAGUUGGCGAGAACAUCGAAGGGGCUGGCGGAAAGGUUAUGCCAGCGCCAAAGAGAGAUACAAUAGUUUCCUUAUUGUUUUGAAUUCAUGUAAUUGCGUACAAUUGUUUGGAAUGAAGUUGUGAAUUUUUAAUUCAAGUAUGCAAUAUUUUCAAUGCAUGUUAUUUUUCUUGGUUUCAAUUUUACCUUUUUAUUUUUACUUUAUGUUUACGCUCUAAUAUGGAGACAAGACAACUCACGGUUGAUUGUUUGACUGGUUUUAUAGUUUACUAAUAAAAUAAUCAUUGUAUGUUAUAUUUUUUUUGUGAAUAAUCAUUGCAUGUUACAUUGUAUCUAUAAUCUAUUUCUAUGACAUAUACAAAGACAUUUCCUUCUUUUGGUGUAGUCUUUUUAUCCAACCAAACUAUUUGUAAAUGACAGCAAUUAUGAGAUUCUAUUGCCAUCUCAAAUGUGGAUGAUUUAUAGGUUGGAUAUUCUAUUUCAUGCUUAUAUUUUCUUAUCAUUUUUUUCUUUGAAACUUCAAAUUGUAUUUGUGAGCCUUUUUAUGCCAAGAGGGUUAUUUGUUACUGUUUAUGAUGCUUUUUUAUAAGAUUCUUGAUUUUUUGUGGGUUAAUUUUGGAGCAAAUGGACGGUAAUACCAAUGGGAAAUAACCUAAAAGGAUUGAAACUCUCCAAACUAGACUGGAAGCAUACAAAAGACAAGCUCCUAUUGUACCAAUGUGACAUUUCUACAAUUCCUUUCAAUUUCCUUUGCAUAUUUUCCUUUCAUUUACAAGACAAGAUUAUGCUUUAGUUAUCAUACAUAUUUUUAUUGAUCAUAAUUAGCCCCUUCGACAAUGAUCCUCAAUAGCAGACACGUAUUGGUCGCUUUAAACAAAAAGAACAAUAUUAUUUUUCUUCAUCUUUUUCUUCAGUUUUAUAUUUUUAUUGGUAGAAAAUUUAUAAAUCUCUUCGAAUAUGGAAUAUCUACUACUCGAAAAUAACAUUUUCUUUCUUUAACCUAUCACUUUUUUUUGGAUAAUGUGUAAACGGAAUAAAAAAAGUGGACUCACAGACACAAAAGAUAGUGGAUCCAUAUGUUAGCGCAAUAUAAAAAUGAAAAGGUGCGGACAAUUGAGGGCAACAAAGUAUUUUUAUUCAUAAGCUUUAUAUAUUACUUUUUUAUAGAGUGUUAGAUAAAUUAUAUUUGUGUAUGACAUACUAUAUUUAAAUUUACCAAGAGAAACAUAAUCAAGUUUUUACACAUGUUAUACAAAUGUCCGGGAACAAGAGAUCUUUAUUCAUCAUAUUUUUAUUUCUUAUACCAUAAGAUUUAUAUAUUACUUUUCUGCAUGGUGUUAAACAAAUUAGGUGUAUGACAUGUUUAUACAAUAAAUUAUACAAAGAACCAUAGUCAAGUAUACACACAUGUGCUAUAUAUAUACGUUAGCGCAGUAGAAAAAAGCGAAUAGAUGGGCACGUGCCCGUCUAGACGCUAGUAAUAGUAAUAUUAUUACAUUUAAACAUGAUGGUGAGACUUGUUUGAUAUAGUAGCAUUUCUUGAAGUAGUCUGUUCCUGUGUGCAGUUUUGAUUACUUUGAUUUUCUUACGAUCAGUCACACACAAUCCAUAUUCACUUUCCCUCUCUCUCUUUUCUCUCUCACACAAUAGAACUUCAACAUCACAACUACCCACCUUCACCAAAUUUGCAACCUCCAAGGUUUGCAAAUCAAUGUAUAAGUACGUCACACACACAAGUUUAACUUUUCAUAUUUUCUCUCUCUCACAUAUACACAACCAUUUCUAAUGUACUCUUGAAAUAGCAAUAAGCAAAAAGAGGGAAAGUGAAUAUGGAUUGUGUGUAAGAAAAUCAAAGUAAUCAAAACUACACACAGGAACCCAGAUCAUUUGUCCACCCCCUACCUUCACAUCGUGUUCUUUAAUGCAAAGGAUGCUUUAAUGCAAUGUCGUUUACAAAUUUCAUAUAAACAGGCCUUGAUACAAUACCAAUAUUCAUCAACCAAUACUACAAUUCCUGUCUCAAAAAUCUACUAGAGCUUUCAAGUUUCAAAGUUUUUAUCAAAUGGCUAAUCUCUCAUACUUGCCCCCUGUUUUAGCUCUUUCACUUUUAGUUGUCUUUGCAGCUGAUGCUAGUACUCUCCAAGAUUAUUGCGUGACAAUUUUAGGGAAUUCAGUAUGCAAGGAUCCUAAACUUGUUGAGGCAAAUGACUUCUUUUUUAGUGUCCUUCACAUAGCAGGCAACACCACAAAUCCUACUGGGUCUAGAGUAACUCCAGUCUUUGCAGCUCAGCUACCCGGACUGAAUACACUAGGGAUCUCAAUGGCUCGUGUCGAUAUAGCACCAUGGGGAAUUAACCCUCCUCACUCACAUCCUCGUGCUACCGAAAUAUUCACUGUUCUUGAAGGCACUUUAGAAGUUGGAUUCAUCACUUCAAACCCGGAAAACCGCCACUUUAGAAAAGUUCUACAAAAGGGAGAUGUGUUUGUGUUUCCUAUAGGACUCAUUCACUAUCAAAGAAAUAUAGGAAAUGCUCAUGUUGUUGCCAUUGCAGCUCUUAGUAGCCAGAAUCCAGGAGGUAUCACUAUUGGUAAUGCAAUGUUUGGGGCUACACCUGAGAUAGCUAGUGAAGUUCUUGUUAAGGCUUUUCAAUUGGACAAGACUAUUAUCAAUUACUUGCAGUCAAAGUUUUAGAUUAUUGGGUGUGAUUUUGAUAUUUUUGUUUGUUUGUAUGUUUCAUUUGUUGGCGCUUCUUGUUUCCUAAAGUAUUUUAUUACCCAUUCAUUUGAUUCUUUCCUGAAAUUGUAGGUAUGUAAUGUUUCUUUUUGUUUUAUCAUGUAAUACUGAUUAAAAAAGAUUUGAAGCA
This is a messenger RNA of Medicago truncatula (barrel medic), 3381 nucleotides long. RefSeq names its product putative germin-like protein 2-1. Bases 2580 to 3209 code for a protein of 209 amino acids. The record is from RefSeq and is a predicted model, not a curated record. Lineage: Eukaryota; Viridiplantae; Streptophyta; Magnoliopsida; Fabales; Fabaceae. Gene Ontology annotation, molecular function: manganese ion binding. The transcript has a single exon.